UGCCACCACUGCAGCAUCAGGGCUAUGAAGGGAUGAGCAUGGAUGAGCCUGUCCCCGUGUCCCCCGUGCCUGCCCUCCCUUGGUACCAUGCCAAGCCCUACUCUGUCCCCUGCGUCCCCCCAGGCACAAGUUAGUGUCUGUGCAAUGACACUUGGCUGUGCCACCCUGAUGCUCAAGUGGGGACUGCCUUGAGGACACCCUCCACUCCCCAUUCUUGCAGCACCAGCCCCCUACACUUUGUAGUAUGUUUCAGUGUGGGAAGGGCCCUUUUGGCUGCAGACCCCCAGUCUUCCCUGCCCUGUCGCCCGCCGGCUGCUAGGACCCAGCAGCUGUCCCCAGCGCUGUCAGUGGGCGGGCAGAGCCCGGGGGUGACAGCCGGUGCCAUCGGCGACAGGCAAACAGGAUGACUAAUGGGUGACAGCCAGGGAGGGGUGGAUGUGGCCGCCGGGAACCCCACUCCUGCAGCAUGAGCAGUGCUGGUAACAAGGACCGGUCCCAGAGAAGGAAGCAUUGCCUGUACCCAAGGAGCCAAGGUAUGUGGGUGCCACCCCACUGCUUAGUGACACCCGGCAGUGAGGAGAGGGACCCAGAGCAGGGGCUGCAGCGAUGGUGUGGGUGGGGUUGGCUUUGUCCCUUUGCGGGACAGGGGAUGGGGUGUCGGGCUGCCUGGGGUGCCAGCAGGUCCCCCUGUGUCAUCCCUGCCCCGCCAUCUCUCUGCAAUUUUUUGGAGAACACCUCUGUGUUUCUCUGUGGCUCUGGUUUUGCUCCUUCACCUUCUCCUUCCCCAGCAGGCAAGGAGCCAUGAGAAGACAGCGGCCAUGCCCACGGUGGGCUCUCCCUCCAUGGGAUGCAGGAAGUCUGUCUGUGUGAUAUCGGCAGCAGAGCUGCUGGCUUAGUCCCUGUGGGUAUGGCUAGCCGGAUGGGGCCAAAUGCCACGACCAGCCUGGAGUACCCCACCAUUCCAGAGCAAUCCACAGCACAGGAGGUGCUGGGCCUCCUCUGCAUGGUCCUGCUCACUAUCACUGCUCUAGUGGCCAAUGUGGUGGUGAUGGUGGUCAUCCUGAAGACCCCCCUCGUCCGCAAGUUCAUCUUCGUCUGCCACCUCUGCGUGGUUGACCUCCUCUCUGCCAUCUUCCUUAUGCCUCUGGGGAUCAUCUCCAGCUCCUCCUGCUUCGACAGGGUCAUCUACAGCAUCGCUGAGUGCCAGGCCUUGAUAUUCCUUAACGUCUGUUUCAUCAGCGCCUCCAUCCUCACCGUCUCCGUCAUCAGCGUUGAGCGGUACUACUACAUUGUCCACCCCCUGCGCUACGAGGUCAAGAUGACCAUCAGGCUGGCUGUGGCCGGGGUCAUCCUCAUUUGGAUCAAGUCUGUCCUCAUCACCAUCCUGGCACUGGUGGGCUGGCCUCAAGACAACGGGGCCACCAGCGCCAGCCGCUGUACGGUCUACUGGAGCCCUGGGGCCCACAAGAAGGCUUUUGUCAUCAUCUUUAGCAUCGCCUGCUUCAUCCUGCCCACCAUUAUCAUCUUCGCCGUCUACUGCAGUGUCUACCGGGUGGCCCGGCUGGCAGCCCUACAGCACACACCUGCCCCAGCAGCUGCCCCACGGCCCCGCUGCGACUCCAUUGCCAGCCAACUGACCAUCGUCACCAUGCGGAACCUGCCACUGCCCCGGCUGGCACCCGAACGCUUUUUGGGAGGGAACAAGGCCAUCCUCACCUUGCUCCUCAUCGUGGGACAGUUCCUGUGCUGCUGGCUGCCCUUCUUUGCCUUCCACCUGCACUCCUCCGUGGGUGCCGCUGCGGAGGGCGGUGGGCACAGCGAGAUGGUGGUCACCUGGAUUGCCUACUCCUCCUUCGCCAUCAACCCCUUCUUCUAUGGGCUGCUGAACCGACAGAUCCGCCAGGAGCUGGCCCGGCUCUGGCGCAGUCUCCUCCACCGUCCGCUGGGCCAGGAGCUGUGCUUGGCCAUUUCUGAGGCCUCUGUCCAGGAAAACGUCCUGCAGUUCCUCCAGAGGGCUACCUGCACGCUGGAAACCCACGCUGGGUGCAUCAGCCCCAGGAACAGGCUGGAGCAGGGCAAGGGUGGCUGCCCCAUCCCAGGCCAGGUUCCCGAAGAGAGUGUCCAAGAGCAGAGCUCUGUGCCACUAUAGCUCUGGGACCCAUCCUCUUUGCACCUGGUCCAUGUUUUGCCUGCUGUCCCAGUCUGCAUGCUGGAGGAAGGGCUCUUGGCUGCAUUUCGGGUGCUGUCAUUUCCAUUCUGCAUGCUGGGAACAUCCCUGGCUCCUGCAGCACAUGGGACAUGGGAAGCUGAGGGGCUACAGUUUGGGGGACCAUCCCCCUGUGGGACUCUUGCCAGGGUCACCCUGCACCAUCCCCAGCCCAGAUAACACCACUAACACCAUAACACCAGUGCCCAUGGUGCCCCGUAUCUCCCCUCCUGAAAGUCAGGAUGCUGCUGCAGGGGAUGCUGUGCCCCCAGUCUCCAAAAAUAGGAAACCCCACUCCAGCAAUAGGGGCUGGGGAAAGGUGCCCGGGGC
Phasianus colchicus (ring-necked pheasant) is the source of this 2536-nucleotide messenger RNA. Lineage: Eukaryota; Metazoa; Chordata; Aves; Galliformes; Phasianidae. The record is from RefSeq and is a predicted model, not a curated record.